Suillus discolor is the source of this 1134-nucleotide messenger RNA. RefSeq lists its product as uncharacterized. Lineage: Eukaryota; Fungi; Basidiomycota; Agaricomycetes; Boletales; Suillaceae. The coding region runs from base 1 to 1134 and encodes 377 amino acids. The transcript has 5 exons. The record is from RefSeq and is a predicted model, not a curated record.
AUGUCCUCUAUCAUCUUUAACCCUGCUAUGUUGACAGUGUCUCCCUCUCCCUCCCCCGAACCUGAGGAACACCCACUAGAGGGUGGCAAUGCAUCCGUUGACGACGCCACUCUUGAUGAUGCGGCUCCAAAGGAGCCUGAGGAAUCUGAGUCCGACUGGAUUGAACGUGCUUGGGCCGCCGUACUUAACACUAUGCACGUGUGCAUUGAGACUGCUCCUCCCUCCAAGCCGAAGCUAUUGGAGGAACAGGAGUCUUGGCUUCGCGACUGGAAUGUCGCAAUGGCUGAUAUCUACGAGCGGGCGCGUGCGGCUUCGCUGCAUGUGUCCCUUAAUGAUGCGGAGAAUGUUACGUUGGCCGAGGGCAAAAUUGCCACGAGGAUGCUGACAAGAGCUGUGAAGGCUUGGAAGGAGAAGGCGGAAGAGUCUGCCGUGACUGUGCGCCCAGCGCACGCUGAGAAGGGGAAGGUGAAGGAGGUUGUCGCCAGCGAGGAGACGGCGGAGAAGGUGACAGAGAAGUCGGGUGAGAAGGCGCCCAAACCUGUGCUUACCGAUAUGGGACAUCUGUGUUUGGGUGGGCGUAUGACCGCCACCUCUGUCAGCCAUCCUGCUGAGAGGUGCGAGUGUUGCGCCGCGUCCGGCGCUAAGUGCAUCGUUGUGCAGCCAAGCGGAAGGUGCGAGGGCUGCGUUAAAGUGCGGAAGGGUUGUUCGUUUGUUGCCGCUAAGAACAAGGGAUGCGUGCUGGCUGUGCCGAAGCGCAAGGCGCCUCCCUCGGCGCAAACGACUGCGCCAGAGACCGGCUACAGCCGUGAACCCGUUGCCGGUACCUCGAAGGAGGCCAUCUUUGUCCAGUGGCCGAAGCGACCGCUUGCCUCUGCUGCUGCACCUGCGGCAAAAUGUCCUCGCUUGGAUGCCAAUACCGAGUUGGACGAGGCACGCGCUGAGUCCGCUCAACUCUGUGCUGAGAACGCUGAGCUUCGCACUCGGAACAAUAAGUAUCGGGUCGCUCUCACUGAGAUGCAUCAACACUCCCGGACGCAAGAGUCCGAGUUGCUCCACAUGAGCAACCGGCUGUAUCUUUUGGCGCGCGAUUGGGGAACUUGGGAGAAGGAGCUUUGCAAAGUCCUAGAGGAGUAG